Molecule: messenger RNA, 630 nt
Organism: Cordyceps militaris CM01
Lineage: Eukaryota; Fungi; Ascomycota; Sordariomycetes; Hypocreales; Cordycipitaceae
Product: Acyl-CoA N-acyltransferase
Exons: 3
Coding region: 1-630 (209 amino acids)
Source: RefSeq, a predicted model, not a curated record
AUGACCAAUCUUCAUCCCGCCUACCUGCAUAUCCGAGACGCCCUGCCUGGUGAUGUUGAUGCGUUGGCCGCCAUCAUCCGCUACGCCAUGCCCAUGGACCCGCAGUGGGAUUAUCGCUUCCCUCUGCGCAAGCAGUAUCCUGAGGAUAAUUAUGGCUACACGCGUCUUAUGAUGAAGUCAUUUCUCGAGGCACAGGGAGUCGUCGUUAAAGUGGUGACCUUUCCAGCACCAGGUCUGCCUGAGGAAGACGAAGUUCCCGCUGCCCUCGCAGUGUGGGAGGUGGAACCUGACAAGGACAAGAAGUAUUCCUUGACACCAACAGGAGAUAAAACUGCCCGGCGAGACGCCAACUUUGAGCACAUGGCGGCCUUUGGUAGCACCACGCGGGCAGCCAGGGAGACUUACUUCAACUCGGUCUAUCAAUCACGCCAGCUGCAUUUAAGAAUUCUCGCCACUCUUCCCGAGUUUCAACGCAAAGGAGCAGGAACGGCGCUGUGCAGUCCCUUGGGCCAUGCGCUGUACUCGUCAUUAGGGUUCACCGAUAUUGCUACCAUCACGGUUCAGGUUAAAGAGGAAGAGGAGAAGCUCUCUAUUAGGGUCAUGGUAUAUCCCUACGAGCCUGUUUAUUAG